CAAACAAAGUUCCAAGUGUAAACAAAUCUGGAAAAAUUCGACGAAAUUUCUUUGGGUAAGUGCACUUGAGUCAAUUUAAAUAAAUUCUAAUAUGAGUAGCUACAUUAAAAGUGUUGGUAAAAUGAGAUAAAAUUUUAUUUCGUGAGUAAAAUGAAAAUCAAUCUGACACUACGAAAGAAAGCUCAAGUUUCUCUUUUUAUCGUUCCUCAUUGAAAAAAUCCAUUCAAUGACGACGUAAUCCUUGUGAGCGACUCAUCAAUUGGUUUUUAUGGGAUUCUAAUUAGAAAUCACGAUUGCCUGCCCAGCGAGAGAGAGAGAGAGAGAGAGAGAGAGAAUGUAACAUGCAAUUUCGACAUUUUCGUGUUAUCUCGAUUCGAAGAUGAUCUCGACCGAUAAAAAGUCAUUUGCUGGCAACCUGAAUGAAUCACGCACAAAGAAAUCAAUUGAAAAAAAAAUUGAUGGCAUCAAGUUGCAACACUAAGUGGAAAAAACAUCUUUUGUUUCUUUCGUUCAGCCUGCCACCCAUUGAAAUGUGUCUUUCGCAACAAAUCUUGUGUGUAUUGUGUUUUUUCGUGUUGUUUUCCGCAUUUCUAAAAAAAGAAAUAUUUCUAUGCGCCACUUUUGUUGUUCUCUUCGAAAAUGCCAUCCGGAUGUGUAAGAACGAACAUAUCGUUUGGUGUUUUGCCAUCAAUGCAUAAUAGCAUUGAAGCAGCGUUCCAUCGAUUUGAUACCGGAUCUAAAAUUUUUGCUUUGUCCUCUAUCAGCGCUUUCACGUGCGCUACAAUAAACGUACAUGUUGUUGUUGUUGUUGUUGUUGCUUUUCCCUACUUUGUAUUUUUUCUUCUUCUCUUCUCUGUGUGUAAACACAUGCAAAAGUAACGGCGGUGACGACGGUAGCAGCAGCAGCAACAACAACAAAAACAGCACUGCUGUGCAGUAUCUGUGUUGUUGUGUUGUCUUUUAUAAAUGUGUGACUCGAACACUAUAGCAAAAUAGUUCGAAAGCGUCUCAUAGUGCUGGUACAUGAACUUGAUUCGCGUUAUAUUUGACUUGUCUCCGUUUCGUUGGUGCGAUGGCUUUAUCAUAUUUGUUUUAAUUUUAAGGUGUUGUGUUGUAUUUGUUGCUUCUUCUUUCAUUUCGUAUUCAUUCAUUCUCUUUUCACCCGUGUGAAUAAAACACUCGCGCGGUGCAAUCGGCUGCUGCUGCUUCUGCUGCUGCAGCUGCUGCUGUGUGAUAAAAUGUAGUGUGUACGCUUUGUACGAUUGUUGUGUUAUUUGCCUGUGUAUUUUUGUGUGAAGAGUGUGCUGAGUGCUGACUGUUGAGUGUGAGAGAUGGGUUUUUGUGAGUGUUUCGUCAUUAUUUCCCCGCUACUCUAUUUCAUUCGUUUUGUUUCGAAUCGCACACGAGAGAGCCAAUGUGUCUUUCUUCGUAGCUAAAAUCCAGAAAAAAACUUCACCGAUAAACAGAUUUUACCAGUAUUUCUGAUUUUGAUGGUGGAUUUCGAUGAGUUUUGAUUUUAUCGGUAAAGUGUCACACAUCGCAUUUUGAUCCGGUUACAAUCUUCGGCGAUUUAAUUUUUCUUCUUCGUCUUCGCCUUCAUCAUCUUCUUCAGUGGUGCUGUGAUCUUUUAUGGAAUACCAUCAAAUUCACGUUGUGAUCAAAGUUUCAGUUUCAAUAACAAAAGUUUAGUAUAUUUGUAAAAGGAGCAGUGACGAAAAUUAAAGAGAAUCUUAGCAGCAGAAUAAUUUUUUUGACCGUGAUUAAUAUUCGAGUUGCAAAUGAGUUUAAUUAACGUUUUGCAUGUACAUAUAAGUGAUUAAGAAUCGACUCAAUUGGAAUUAAAGUGAGUUAAUUAGUAAACAGUGAAUCAACUAACAGUUCAAUCGAAACAAUUAGCAAAUUAAAUUGCAAUCAUCAUGAUUAAAGACAGUAGUGAUCCCAGUGAUAUUAGUAUUUCAUCAAUUAAUUUCAAGACUUACAUGGAUUCAUUGGCAGUGGCAGAGGGCGAGGAUUCCAGCUAUGAUUCGGAGUGCGAUAUAGAUAGCAGCCAUGAGCAAGUAUCACGAACGACAAGUGAUACGCUUGGUCAGGAAUUUGCCGAAUAUGUAAGUCAGCCGCCGCAAUUAGUCACAAAGAAAGUCGAUUCAUCGCCCAGCUACACGCAACGCGUUGAAUUCGCGCUCAAAUUGGGAUAUACGGAGAAAUUGGUGCAGGCAGCAUUGACUCGGCUUGGCACUGACCCAGCACAAAAUGAACUCUUAGCCGAAUUGAUAAAAUUGGGCGCGCAACAAGGCAACAAAUCUGAUUUGUGUGAUCCACACAAUUCAUUGCCAAAUGGAACAGAGACGCCCUGCAAUAGCGGUAGUUUAGCGAAUUCGAGUAAUGGUAAACAUGAACCUACAGAUGGCAGACACACUGGUUUGCGCCCAAUCGUUAUCGAUGGAAGUAAUGUUGCGUAUUGCCAUGGGAACAAAGAAGUUUUUUCGUGUCUAGGCAUUCGAUUGUGUGUGGAAUAUUUCAAAAAUCGAGGCCACAAGGAAAUUACGGUGUUUGUUCCCAAAUUUCGAAAGGAAAAUCCACGGCCCGAUAAUCCAAUCAAAGAUCAAGAGCUCCUUUUCGAAUUGGAAAAAGAACGACUGCUCGUCUAUACACCUUCGCGUUUUGUUGGAGGCAAACGCACUGUCUGCUACGAUGAUCGAUAUAUUUUAAAGUUGGCUGCCGAAAGUGAUGGUGUUGUCGUGUCAAAUGACAACUACCGUGAUUUAGCAAAUGAAAACAUGGAAUACAAAAAAGUGGUGGAAGAGCGUCUCUUAAUGUAUUCUUUUGUAGCAGAUCGAUUUAUGCCACCUGACGAUCCACUCGGUCGAAGUGGUCCAACGCUUGACAAUUUCCUUCGUAUGCAGCCAAAAAAAAGUGAUCCGCAGCCCCAGUGUCCCUAUGGCAAAAAAUGUACGUAUGGAAAUAAAUGCAAAUUUUAUCAUCCGGAACGUGGAAUGGGACCACAUAAAUCAAUCAUAGAGCGUCUAUCUGAGCAUGCUGCCCGCCACUUAUCAGCACGAAACUCCGAUGGCAAUACGAAAACGGCGUGCGGUAAAUCGCUUAGCGUUCCAUUAAGUAGCAACACAUCCGAACUCAAUGAUCGACGAAAACCAUUAGCGAGAACGCGUUCAUGCACACACGAUGGUUGUAAUCCAUCAAACUGUCACGAAUCAACGCAUAAACAUCGCAUACCAAACCCUAAUAAAGCAUCGUUUGGAAAUACGUUAAGUCCUGAGGACCACAAUGACAUAAUGACUGCAUUUUCCGAGUCAUGUAGAUUAGAGAGUUUAGCGCCCGAAUUCAAUUCCAUUCCAGUACAACAACAACAGCAACAGUCACCCAUUGGCAAUCCACACCAGCACAAUAUGUAUGGUGUUGGACCAGCGUCUACAGCAAUUCAUACGUCACAAUCAGCCCAAUCACAACAAUCCGUUCGACCCAUACUACAUUAUACGCACGGCAACAUUCUAUCACCACCGACCACAUCAACUGGUUCAAACCAAACAACGAUGCUAGAAAAACGAAACGACGUCAAUUUACAUCAGAAACUACAACGACAAUUGUCACUGAAUCCAAACGCAUUUGAUCCACGACUCCUUCGAAUGCAUAAUGCAAACUCAUUACAAACGAAACAUUCGCAUCCCGAGCAAAUGCAACCGGAACCGUCACAAGUGAUGCAACAGCACACCGGUCAACAUCGUCAAUUGGCACCAUCGCACAGUGGCCCCAGAUCACACAUGACAAACCAUUGGGAUUUGCAUCAGAAUGUGACUCGCAUUGCAUCGGCACCGGAUUCAUCACGUACAUGGCAGAACAAUGGUGGUCCCAAAGCACAAAUUGCACCCGGCGAUAUUUCGACACCAUGGUCGCAGCAACCAAAUUCAAUUGGUGUGCCACAAACCACACAACCACCGAAUGCAACACAAGCAAAUCGACUGCACAUACAAUAUCAUUUAUCUAGUAUCUUCCCCGAGGAACAAGUACUGACUGUCAUGAAUAUGUACCCGACCGAAACGAACCCGCAGAAUAUUUGUGCGGCAAUUUUGAGCAUUUUCCCAAGAAGUUAAAGAUGAAAAAAGCAAUGUACCGAAAGAAAAAUGAUUUAAACGAGAGGAAAUAAUGUGUAAAUUUAGUGUAACAUCGAAUCAUUCCACCAUGCUUUAUCGCACAUACAGUGUAUGUCAUACGCACACCCGCACACACAUUCCAACAGAAAAAAAACAAGUAUUUUAUUGAAUAUUGUCAUGAAUGUCUUCCAUUUCCAUUCCGUUUUAUGUCUAGAAUUGGAAACGCUUUUGAUCAGUCAGAAAUGUUGAAAAUGUGUUGUUUUCCAAUAUUUAAUUCCGUUAUUUUAUUGCUUGUAGUAGUAUACUAUGAUAGAAAAAGAACAACAAGAACAAGAAGAUGAUGGAUUUUAUUGUUUUAAAAGAAAAUCUCAUGAAAUAAUACAUAUUCGUUCCAUUUACGUGUUAAACGUUUCCUGUACUGGUACUGCAUAAUGAAUUCCAUUAACUUAUUCGUGAAUAAAUCAUUUAUGUAAUAAGGAAAAGAAAGUAGAUAUUUAAAAGAAAGAAAAAAAAAGGAACAAAAGAAGAUUGAAUGAAUUGAUCGAACAAUGAAGAUUCAGUGUUGCAUUAAACUACUCAGAAUCGAUGAUGUUUUUGAAGUACAUACGAAAUACGCAGCGUAUUAUACGCUUUCUCAAAUAUGUUUUAGUAAAAUUAAAAAGAAGAAAAAGAUGAAGAAAAAAAAACGAAAAAUCAAACAUAUUGCAUCUAAUGCAUAGAACAAGUUAACACACGUCUUUACCUUUUUUGUGUAUGUGGAGUGCUUUCGCCCGAAUGAACUAUUUUAUUUAAUUGUAUUGUAUUCAAGAGACAGGUAAAAAAGUAGACAUAAUCUACAUAAUAUUGCGCCCAUCUCGAAAAAAAAAAUUGACAAGGCUAGUACAUUUUUUCGCUUUUGUUGAUAAAAAUCACAAAAAAAACACAUAUAUUUUUACAAUAAAAACUAGUUUUUCGAAUUAAGUGGAAAUACUUAAA
Messenger RNA from Sitodiplosis mosellana (orange wheat blossom midge), 5081 nucleotides. It is a transcript of the gene Regnase-1, whose product is annotated as endoribonuclease ZC3H12A. Lineage: Eukaryota; Metazoa; Arthropoda; Insecta; Diptera; Cecidomyiidae. Gene Ontology annotation, cellular component: nucleus; cytoplasmic ribonucleoprotein granule. The record is from RefSeq and is a predicted model, not a curated record. The transcript has 7 exons. The coding region runs from base 1917 to 4106 and encodes 729 amino acids. Gene Ontology annotation, molecular function: mRNA binding; metal ion binding; RNA endonuclease activity.